This is a messenger RNA of Hippoglossus stenolepis (Pacific halibut), 753 nucleotides long. RefSeq names its product mitochondrial tRNA methylthiotransferase CDK5RAP1-like. Gene Ontology annotation, molecular function: iron-sulfur cluster binding; tRNA-2-methylthio-N(6)-dimethylallyladenosine(37) synthase activity. The coding region runs from base 115 to 753 and encodes 212 amino acids. The record is from RefSeq and is a predicted model, not a curated record. NCBI's taxonomy places the organism in Eukaryota, Metazoa, Chordata, Actinopteri, Pleuronectiformes, Pleuronectidae. The transcript has 6 exons. Gene Ontology annotation, biological process: negative regulation of cyclin-dependent protein serine/threonine kinase activity. Gene Ontology annotation, cellular component: mitochondrion; cytosol.
GCUGACCUGAUUUCUGUGCUGCUGCAGGUUUUGCACCUGAUUGCGGAGCGAGGGAACAUUUGUAAUCAGAUUCACCUUCCAGCCCAGAGCGGGAGCAGCCGGGUCCUGAACGCAAUGCGACGUGGCUACAGAAGAGAAGCUUAUCUUGAUCUGGUGAAGAACGUUAAGAGAAUUAUUCCAGAGGUGGCUCUCAGCAGCGACUUCAUCUCAGGCUUCUGUGGUGAAACGGAGGAUGACCACCAGCAGACUCUGUCUCUGAUCAGAGAGGUGGGCUACAACGUGGGAUUCCUCUUUGCCUACAGUAUGAGGAAGAAAACCCACGCCCACCAUCGGCUGGAAGAUGACGUGCCAGCAGAGGUAAAGCGGCGGAGGCUGGAGGAGUGUAUCGGUGUGUUCAGGGAGGAAGCUGCCAGGGUCAACGCUGCUCUCAUCGGCAGCACACAGCUGGUCCUGGUGGAGGGACAAAGUAAAAGAUCCGCGGAGGACCUGUGUGGGAGAACUGAAGGCAACGUGAAAGUGAUUUUCCCCAAAGAGGAUGUUGCUGUUCAGGCUGCAGAAUCCAACACUGCACCGAUCAACGCUGGAGACUAUGUGCUGGUGAAGAUAUCGUCGGCCAGUUCCCAGAGCCUGAGAGGUCGAGCCCUCAGUGGCAGCUCCCUGAGAGGCUCGGUGAAGCAGUGUGAGACUCUGACCAGGCACCAGGUCGAUGCACGCGUGGCCUCGGACACGGCCAGGAUUGAAACCUGCCACUGA